Molecule: messenger RNA, 1230 nt
Organism: Penicillium macrosclerotiorum
Lineage: Eukaryota; Fungi; Ascomycota; Eurotiomycetes; Eurotiales; Aspergillaceae
Exons: 2
Coding region: 1-1230 (409 amino acids)
Biological process (GO): protein N-linked glycosylation
Cellular component (GO): mannan polymerase complex
Molecular function (GO): alpha-1,6-mannosyltransferase activity
Source: RefSeq, a predicted model, not a curated record
AUGUUGAGGCGAUGUCUGUCAGUCCUAGGGUCACCAAGCCGACACCGAUAUGUGAUCCUGGUGGCCCUGGUCAUCCUAUGCUUAUGGGUGAGGACGUUGCCGACAUUGAAGAGCAGCCUGGAUAGUCGACUGGCGGCGUCGCACGUGGAAGACCGGCCUCGAUACCUCCAUCACUCCACAUUCCGGGAGACUCCCGACACUCACUACGAAGAGCAGCUUGCCCAUGCGCUGUGCGACAUCGAAAACCAGCAACUGACACUCGACGUCCACGAAGAAACAGUGCGCAGACUCUGGCAGAUUCUCCUGGGGCAAGAUCCCAGUGUUGGCCGGGGCCAGGAUUCCCUUCGGUUCGAGGAGAGCAAUUCGGAGUGGAAAUAUUCGCUUGUCACCAGCGAAUGGGCAGAAGAAUUCGUAACGGUUACCCUUGCCUCCAUACCCGGCCUGUCGACCCUCUAUCAUUCAUAUCCCCAUAAUGUCCUCAGGGCUGACCUGCUGCGCUACUUAAUUCUAUGGUAUUUCGGUGGCUACUAUGCGGACACCGAUAUCUUUCCCGCUACCUCUAUCAACGAAUGUCCAUCCCUACAAGAGUCGGUCUUCAACACCAAGAAUCCCGAAAUAUCACUCGUGGUGGGCAUCGAGAUUGAUGAGCCGUUUGCCUCACCACAGAAGAUGCGGGACUGGCAUUGGGUUCGAAGCUACAGCUUCAUCCAAUAUACCAUGUUCGCGCCACGUCGAUUCAGCCCGCUUCUAAGGGAAGUCAUCGUGCGCGUCCUAUCGCAUACUAAGCGCCAUAUCGAUGAGAGCAACAUCUUCCUCGGGGCGAGGUACAACGAAUUGACCACCCUGGAGAUCACCGGGCCCGGGGUGUUCACCGAUGCCAUUCUGGAUAUCUUAUCCGAGACACUCCCAACAGAGCAUCCACUAGUUGUGCAGUCUUUGGCCGCAGAUAGAGACCUGGGAGAUCUGGUCUCGCCUUCUGGCCGUCCCCUGUCUCGGGUCACCUGGGCUCCCUUCUACCGACUCAAAAAACCCCUCUGUGUCGAAGCCUCAGAAGCCGAGCCAGGGAAGCAACUCGGUGGAUUGUGCGUUCUUCCUGUGAAUGCCUGGGGUAACGGACAACGACACAGCGGAUCUGAAGGGUUUGGCAGCGAUCAUGCUUGUGUCAAUCAUCGGUUUGGCGGAACAUGGAAACCUUGGAAGCAAAGCUGGAAGAAGUAUAUCUUCGGGUGA